Messenger RNA from Patella vulgata (common limpet), 5035 nucleotides. RefSeq names its product structural maintenance of chromosomes protein 6. Gene Ontology annotation, molecular function: single-stranded DNA binding; ATP hydrolysis activity; damaged DNA binding. The record is from RefSeq and is a predicted model, not a curated record. The transcript has 27 exons. Gene Ontology annotation, biological process: double-strand break repair via homologous recombination. NCBI's taxonomy places the organism in Eukaryota, Metazoa, Mollusca, Gastropoda, Patellidae. Gene Ontology annotation, cellular component: site of double-strand break; nucleus; Smc5-Smc6 complex. The coding region runs from base 86 to 3412 and encodes 1108 amino acids.
UCCAACUUUGUUUCUCUUUCCCGCCACUUUUCAAGGUAAUUCUCAACGCAACGAAAGGAAUAAUUGAAAAAAGUUGAAGAUAUUCAUGUCUAAAAGAAAGUCAAAGGAUGACGCAGAUGUGUCAUCCUCCAAGAAGAGGAAGUCAGCAAGACGGCUUGUUAGUGAUGAGGAAGAAGAAAAUGGUGAUGACAGCAUUAGCGAUAAUAGUGACAUGAAUAACUCACAAAAUCCUGAUUUUCAACCUCAAACAGAUUUAAAGGAAGGAGAAGUUGGGAUUAUAGAAAAAGUUUCGGUAAAGAAUUUCAUGUGUCACAGUCGUCUAGACGUUAGUUUAGGGCCACAUGUUAACUUUGUGGUGGGUCGAAAUGGAAGUGGUAAAAGUGCGGUGGUAACUGCUGUAGUUGUUGGUUUAGGUGGUAAAGCCUCUGUAACCAGUCGUGGUUCUUCUGUCAAAUCUUUUAUUAAAACUGGGAAAAGAAAGGCAGAAAUAGAAGUGAAGUUACGAAACCGAGGAUUGGAUGCCUACAAACCAGAUUUAUACGGGGAUUCCAUCUUGGUACAGCGUAAAUUAUUCGCUGAAGGCGGAAGUCGUUAUGAAUUGAGAUCUAAAGAAGGAAAACUAGUGUCCGAUAAAAGGGAAGAAUUGGCGCAUAUUUUAGAUCAGUUCAAUAUUCAGGUUGAUAAUCCAGUGGCCAUUUUAAAUCAGGAUACGAGUAGAAACUUUCUGAAUUCUAAAAGUCCACAAGAUAAAUACAAGUUUUUUCUAAAAGCCACCCAGUUAGAUCAGAUGAAGAAAGAUUACGCGACAGCCAAUCAACAGAAGACAAUUACUAACGAGAUCAUCGACCGUAAAACAAAGACCUUACCUUAUUUGGAGAAAGAAGUUUUAAAAUGGGAGCAGAAAUUUAAAGCUUUUAAUGCAUUAGACAGAUUAAAAGAUAAAGAAAAGUUGUUAAAGAAAGAGUUAGCCUGGUCGAUUGUAUCUGAGAAAGAAAGGGCUCUUAAAUCGAUUGAGAAAGAAAUCAAAGAUGAAGAGGGAAAAUUACCCAGAAUUCAGCAAAAAACAGCUAAUUCAAAGGUUAAAAUCAAACAGUUAACAGCGAGACAGAAGGAGAUCAAUGAUAAAGUAAUGGCUAUCUCUGAUGAGGUGAAGAAAUUAGAACCGGAUUUACAUACCAAGAAAAAAAACGUCCAGGACAGUAAAGAACAAGUUCGACAAGCACAGAAUGUUUUCCGUAAAUAUGAAGAUGGUUUAAAGAGUGUGAAGCGUGAUCGAGAAUUGGUCAUUAAAAAGAUUGAUGAGAUUAAAUCAUCAUCACAAACUAACUAUGAAGCUGAUCGGUUGGCAAGACAAGCAACAAUUAACGAGUUACAAGAAAGUUUGGAACAUCUCCAGGCGAAGAACAAAUCAACGUCACAUGACAGGGAACAAUAUUUAACUGCAACAAGCAGAUUAAAAAAUGAGGUUUAUACUUUGGGUCAAGAUGAACAACAGUUACGAGGUAGUUUAAAUCAGAGUAAACGCCAGUUAGAUGAACUGAUGGCAUCGAGAAAGGACCGAUUUCAGAGAUUUGGUAGAUAUAUUCCAGCUGUAAUGAACAGGAUUGACGAAUAUCAUAAAAGUGGAAAAUUCCAUCAAAAACCAAGGGGACCCCUUGGUGCAUGUUUUCAACUAACAGAUCAGAAGUGGGCGUUGGCUACGGAGAGUUGUCUAAAAGGUCUGGUGUCAUCCUUCUGUUGUCAUGAUCAUCAUGACGAAAAACUUCUAGAACAAAUCUUUGCAAAGGAAUGUCCAAAUAAACGGCCAUCAAUUAUCACCUGUCAGUUUAGGUCAAAUGUUCAUGAUGUUUCAAGACAUCGAGUGCAGUGUAAUGAUUACCCAUCUUUAUUAGAUAUAAUAAAAACAGAUGAUCCUGUCAUAGCCAACACACUCAUAGAUCAGAGAGGUGUUGAGAAUGUGAUAUUAAUUAGUGAUAACAAGGAAGCCAGACACGUGAUGGAACGUAAAGCACCUAUUAAAUGUAAAGAGGCGUUUACACUGGUUGGGGAUCAGAUUUAUUGCGCACCUACAUUUCGAUAUUAUUCCAACAAUAACGACAAGGCACUGGUUUUAACGUCAAACGUAGAGGAAGGCAUACAGGCGUGUAAAAUGGAGGUACAGAAGUUAGAGACAAGUUAUAAUCAGUUACGUCAGAAACGAACACAGAUUGACACGGAGAUAAAAACCAAUCAACGGGAGGAGAAACAAUGUGAAACACAGCUGAUGAAAAUUAUGGAGGCCAUUAAUAGCACCAAUCAUAAAAUCAAAGAACUGAUGAAUAUUGAAGAUCCUGCUCCAGUUGAUGUUUCUACACUAGAAGAAGAGAUCGAGGGUUAUGAUCAACAGAUUGUAGCACUAGAAGAAAAUCACAGACAAGCUGUUGAAGAUUUCAAAGAGAAGCAGGGGUGUUAUCAACAAGCUGAGACCGAAUAUAAAGAUACACAGAAAAAAAUUAAAACGAGAAUGGAAGAAUCCGAACCUUUACAGAUUGAAAGUAAUAGUGUUAGUGGAGAGAUAACAUCAGCCAAACACAGCAGUAAACGAAACGAAGAAAUCUUAAAAAAUCAGGAAAAAACGAUUGCUGAUUUUCAAAAAAAGAAAGAAAAAUGUGAAGAAGAAUUGGAGGAAUUGGUGCGGAAAGCAACAAGGUUUUGUCCUGAGAAAGUGGAUACCAAUAGAGCGUUUCAGACGUUACAGAGUGAAAUUAUGCAGAUAAAUAAAACCAUUAAAAACGAAGAAAAAUCACGUGGUAAUUAUGAAGAAAUAACCAGAAAAUACAAAGAAACUGGCGACGCAUUCCGUAAAAUAAAAUAUGAAGUCACCCAACUCAGAAAAUUUAACGAGAAUAUGGAGAAAAUAAUGGCAAAUCGUAACAAACAAUAUUCUAAAUUACGUCAAUAUAUUGCGCUACGGGCCAAGUAUUUCUUCAUUAUCUUAUUGAGUAACAGAACAUAUCAGGGAAAGAUGAGCUUCAAUCAUAAAGAGGAAUCGUUAGAAAUCACUGUGAUGCCAGCUAUACAGGGUGGAGAGUCUGCUAAAGAUUUGAAAUCUUUGUCUGGAGGUGAAAGGUCAUUCUCUACUGUCUGUUUUAUAUUAGCAUUAUGGGAUGCAAUGGAAUCACCGUUUAGAUGUCUUGAUGAAUUUGAUGUUUUUAUGGAUAUGGUAAACAGGAGAAUUAGUAUGGAUAUGAUGAUGGUUGUUGCUAAGGAACAAAAAGGGAGACAAUUUAUAUUUUUAACACCACAAGAUAUGAGUCAGCUGGAUAUCACACAGAAUUUCCGUAUUUUCCGGAUGCCCAACCCUGAUCGCGGACAGCAGACGCUGAAUUUUAGUCAGGGAGGUGACACAAAUGAGGAUGAAGAAAACACUUAAAAGAACUUGCAUCAUCUCAAAACUUCAUUUGUUUUAUUUUAACGGGGAAAAUUGUGAUGUUUUCGGAUGCAUGCAAUAUGAAGAAAAUGUGAUAUUAAAUAUAAUUUAUUAGCAAUCCUGUUGUCCAUUGCUCAGUUUUCUGUUUAGAUAGUACUUGACCAUUAGCUUCUGUUGAUGGCACUUGAGCUACAUGACCAAUGGCUACUGUUGAUAGAACUUGAUCUACUUAACCAUUAGCCACUGUUGAUGGCACUUGAGCUACUUAACCAAUGGCUACUCUUGAUAGAACUUGACCAAUGGCUACUUUUAAUAGAACUUGACCAAUGGCUACAGUUGAUAGAACUUAAUUUACUUGACCAUUGGCUACUUUUGAAAGUACUUGGCCAGUGGCUGUUGUUGAUACAACUUGAUCAUUGGAUACUGUUAAUAGAUUGUACCCCUGCGAUGCAUUCCGUCCUAAGAAAAGUUCUUUUCAAUGGGUGCCAGCAAAAAUGAAUCUCAACAGAAAGCUCUCUAGUGGAAUGAACAAGAGUUGAUUUGCUAGGAAAAUGUUGUACUCUUUCGCCUCACUUGUUCUUAUAUAGUCGUAUAUUGCCAUUACCCCAUCAAUCCAUGUUUGAUAAGAAGUUCUUGAGUUAUUGUCCUUGAUCACUUUGUAAAGCCUAUUAGAGUUAUGGCCCUUCAUUAUGUCAUAGAAUCUUGUCAAUUGCUAUUGAUAUUAAACAUUAUAAAUAGUUUGCUUUUUAUUCACUUAACUUAAUUAUAGACCACUUGGACGACCUGCUUUGAGUGUUUGUAUCAUUGCCUGGCAACCUAUUGUAACCAUGGAAAACUAGCUCAAGUACCUUCUCCAGAUUCUAUGCAUCAAUCAUUUAAUUGUGAGGGGGCUAUUUUAUAUGCUAUUUUGAUUGUGUGGGGCGAAUUUAUAUACUAUUGUCACCAUUAUAAGCUUAUAAUAUUAACUAUAUACAUGUAUUAAAAUAUUACCAUUAACAUACAUUCUUCUUAGAAUACUCGUUAAGAGGACUAUGCUCUAAGAUAUUAUAUCAAUGUUAAGGUAACCUAUAAUUAAUUCAGCCAUAGAAAGAUAAUUAUAAGGCCCUGACAGACCGUGGUGACACUAUUUUGACUGUGUGGGACAAUUUUCUACACUAUUUUGAUUGUUUGGAACAAUUUUCUAUUUUAUUUUUUGGGAGCAGCAAGAUUGUUUUUAGUUGAUAAAGCUUUCAUGGAAUGGCGAAAGGUAAAAGUUUGGUUUCAUUGAUUGAUAUAGGUAAUAUAUGUGGCGUAAAUGUUUUGUUAUUGUCAGUUCGUUGUUGAAAUAUUGCAUUGUUUUAUUAUCACGUUAUGCUGCUUUUUAAUCUAGUCUGCUUGUCAUAAUAUGUGGCACUGGUUGAUCACAUCUUUUAUAUUUUACUUUGUUAACCAGUCCUGUAUAAAACAUCAUGGAUAUUAUUAUGCUUUCGUCACUGAUGUUAAUGAGGAUUGAAUGUUUACAUGUGACGAGUAGGAACCAAACCGGACGAAUUUACAAUUCUGAUAAAUUUAAGAGAUCAAAUAUAAGAAAGGCUAUAAAGACCCAGUUAUCCCGUUAUCACUGACUAGUUUCGUUCGUGAGGACCC